This is a messenger RNA of Ambispora leptoticha, 1185 nucleotides long. The record is from the annotation of a GenBank genome assembly. NCBI's taxonomy places the organism in Eukaryota, Fungi, Glomeromycota, Glomeromycetes, Archaeosporales, Ambisporaceae.
AUGGCAUUGGCAAGGCAAACUUUAUCUUUCCUGAAAAAAAAUCACUUUUUACUUGCACAAAAUUCUUCUACCCUUUCGAUAUACGCGCAAAGAGGAGGCAAUUUGGUUACAUAUCGCCUCUUUUCUGGCUCUUCAAGCUCUCUCUUUACACAAUAUAGUGGAACAUAUGGUAACCCGGGAGACGAAUAUUCAGUAACAGAUUUUCGUGCACGAACAAGGUUACCACGAAAUACGAUCAUCAAUUUUGUUCCACAACAAGAGGCGUGGAUUGUGGAAAGAUUCGGAAAGUUUCAUCGACUUUUAGAACCAGGGCUUGCCAUCGUCAUUCCAAUCGUAGAUCGCAUUAAAUAUGUAAAGAGCUUGAAAGAAUUGUGUUUGAAUAUACCGGCACAAAGCGCAAUUACACAAGAUAAUGUGACUUUAGAAUUGGAUGGUGUCUUGUAUAUCAAAGUCGUUGAUCCUUACAAGGCUUCAUAUGGAGUCGAAGAUGCGGAAUAUGCAGUAGCACAACUUGCACAGACUACCAUGCGUGCUGAAAUUGGACAAAUGACUCUGGAUCGAACCUUGGCAGAACGUGCACUACUGAAUGCUAAUAUUGUGGAGGCAAUUAAUAGUGCUGCUGAUGCCUGGGGAAUUCGAUGUCUAAGAUACGAAAUACGUGAUAUACAUCCGCCAUCAAAGGUGGUUGAAUCUAUGCAUCAGCAAGUUUCUGCCGAACGGUCUAAAAGAGCGUCAAUUCUUGAAUCCGAAGGUCAACGCCAAGCUGCUAUUAAUGUCGCGGAAGGUAAUAAGCAAUCGGUAAUUCUAGCUUCUGAGGCCGUUAAAGCUGAACAAGUUAAUAGAGCUUCAGGUGAGGCUGAAGCUAUACUUAUGCGCGCGUCUGCAACCGCUGAAGGAAUCCGACGCAUUGCCAGCUCGAUUAAUGAUUCGCCCAGUGGCUCUGAUGCGGUUGCACUCACAGUCGCGGAAAAGUAUGUGGAAGCAUUUGGACAACUUGCAAAAGAGAGCACAUCCAUUAUUGUGCCUGCUUCCACUAGUGACGCUGGAUCGAUGAUUGCACAGGCUUUAGCCAUAUAUCAAAAAGUUAAGAAUCAGCAAAAAAAGGAAAAAGCUGUUGAAGAACCAACUAUGACAACUUUAUUACCACAAUCUUCCGAAGAUGUCGAGAAAUCUAUCAUCAUCUAA